Messenger RNA from Vitrella brassicaformis, 1255 nucleotides. The record is from the annotation of a GenBank genome assembly. Lineage: Eukaryota; Vitrellaceae.
CUCACAGCCCCCUUCUCUCGCCUUUCCCACUUUUCCGUCGGUUGAUUGAGGCGUAUCCCCGGUCUUCGUGAUGAAGGAGGAGAAGCAGAAGUCCCCGCAGGCAGUGGGAGAUGCCCUGGCGGCCGUGAAGGUGGAGAUCCAGAAGAAAAUGGAGGAGAACGUGCGGCUGCUGGAGGCUAUACAGCACGCCCGGCAGAGGGGAGGCGGCAGGCAGGAAACACUCGGGUGAGUGAGAUGGAUGUCGGUGGGUGGGUGGCUGCAUGUGUUGCUCUGUGUGUGCGUGUGUGUGUGUUGCAUGCAGCUACCUGGAGCGGCUGAACCACAAUCUCUUCUACCUGGCGCUGGUUGCCGAUCAGGUGAGGGUGAGGCCGCCUUGACACCUGUUUGUCCGUGUAUGGCUGUGUGUGUGUAGGCUCCCCCCCUUCCACCCCGUGAGCACCCCCCACCGGUCACCCCUGCCACCAGCAGCGCGGGUAUGCAUUAACAUAACACUUCUGGAACCGCACAAGUUGCAAAGGGCCACACCGACACGAUGCUGCUUUCGUGGGCAGGUCAGUCGCAGGCCCCGAGUUCAGUGCCUGAUAUGGCCAGCCACCACCACCACCACCACCAGCAGGUACGUUCUGAUGACACACCCACACCCACACAGCGAGCUGAUGAAAGAUGAGUGUGUUCGUGUCCAUGUGCUUAGGUGGCCAUGAUGCCGCCAUCGGCCUCUGCAGCUGCUUCGAUGGCGCAGCCACAGCCGGCACCACAGAGGGGAGCGUGGACACCACAGGUGAGACAGACAGGGAGGGAGGAGGCAUUGACAGAAGGAGAGGAUGUCCACUGUCGCCGCAGGAGGUGGCCAGCCUGAACAAUGCCAUAGGCAGGGGCGUCCAGCCGAACAGUGAGCACAUAAACCGACACACACGAGCCUGCCAUUCACACAGGAAUCUAUUGACAAUGGUGCGUGUGUUGAUCUGAUCAGACUAUGCGGCGCUGUCGAGCAUGAUCGGCACCAAGUCCGCCAUGGAAGUGCACGCCUUCAUACAGACACAGACCGCCAAACAGAGAGGUGCGCGUUGCGAGCGACUGACUGACCCUAAUGCGUUCGUUCACGUGUCUGUCUGUCCCACAGCGCCCUCUGCGGACGGCGCCCCCCCGCAGGCACAUCCCAUCUGACAUGAUCAUCAGGAAUGACCAAGUUGAUGUGCAGACUGACAAAGAGGGGCGGCUGUGGCAUGUACAGAUCAGACAGAUGCAUUUCGUACCG